Messenger RNA from Abrus precatorius (Indian licorice), 1455 nucleotides. RefSeq lists its product as uncharacterized. The coding region runs from base 1 to 1455 and encodes 484 amino acids. The record is from RefSeq and is a predicted model, not a curated record. The transcript is spliced from 2 exons. NCBI's taxonomy places the organism in Eukaryota, Viridiplantae, Streptophyta, Magnoliopsida, Fabales, Fabaceae.
AUGGAUAAAAGUUGGUUAUUGAAUCGAAGUUGGAUACAUGAAUCACGCUUAAGUUGGAAGUAUGAGACGGGAGUGGAAUACUUUAUUGAAUAUGUAAUACAGAAUGCUAAUAAUGAUAUGAAUGGGAAAUUUUUCUGUCCUUGUGUUAAUUGUUGUAAUGGAAGUCGUCUAGAACUUGAUGUUAUAAGGGAACAUCUUCUCUGUGAUGGUUUUCUUAAGAAUUAUACACGUUGGAUAUGGCAUGGUGAAAAUAUUGACAUUCCAACUGUCUCAAUUGAAACUCCAACUCAAACUUUUACACAAGAGAUAGAUAUGGAUGAUCAACUAGAGGAGAUGAUUCGUGAUGUGGGUCCAAAAUCAUUCCAGCGAGCACAUAUGUAUGAAUCUUUGUGUAGUGAUUCGGAGAAGCCGUUGUAUCCAAAUUGCACGAAAUUUACAAGAUUGUCAGCGAUGUUGAGAUUGUUCAAUCUGAAGGCAAGAAAUGGGUGGAGUGAUAAAAGCUUCACAGAAUUGUUAGAACUAUUGAAAGAAAUGCUUCCGGAGGGUAAUACAUUGCCUAGUCGUAACUACGAGGCAAAAAAGUGUCCAAGAUGUGGGUUGUCACGAUAUAAAAAAAAGCAAGAUGAUUCUGAUUAUGAUGUGAGCACUAAGGGUCCUCCAGCUAAGGUUUUAUGGUAUUUACCAAUUAUUCCAAGAUUAAAACGUCUGUUUGCUAAUGGGGAUAACGCAAAGCUAAUGAGAUGGCAUGAAGAUGAGAGGAAGUGUGAUGGACAACUUAGGCAUCCAGCAGAUUGCUUACAAUGGAAAAAAAUUGAUUCUAUGUUUCCACAUUUUAGCAAGGAGCCAAGAAAUGUUAGGCUUGGACUAGCUACGGAUGAAAUGAAUCCGUUUGGUAAUUUAAGCACUAAGCAUAGUUCAUGGCCUAUUUUAUUGGUAAUUUACAAUUUACCUCCUUGGUUGUGUAUGAAGCGCAAAUAUGUGAUAUUAUCUAUGAUGAUUUCUGGUCCAAGGCAGCCCGGAAACGACAUUGAUGUCUAUUUAACUCCAUUGGUUGAAGACUUGAAGAUGUUAUGGGAGAAGGGAAUUGAUGUGUACGAUGGGUAUUCAUGUGAAUCAUUCAAGUUACAUGCCAUGUUAUUUUUCACAAUCAAUGAUUUUCCAGCAUAUGGAAACUUGUGCGGGUAUAGUGUUAAAGGGCACAAAGCUUGCCCUAUAUGUGAAGAGGACACUUGUUACCAUCAACUAGUUAAUUGGAAGAAGACAGUUUACCUUGGUCAUCGAAGAUUUCUUCAACCUAACCAUCCAUAUCGAAGGUUAAAGAAAGCUUUUAAUGGAUGUCAAGAAUAUGGCAUAGCACCUAUUGCAUCAACCAGUGAGCAAGUUUAUGACCGGGUAAAGAAUUUAAAUGUGGUACUUGGAAAGUUGAAAAAACAACCCAAAGAAAAAAACAUAUGA